Notodromas monacha is the source of this 4726-nucleotide messenger RNA. Lineage: Eukaryota; Metazoa; Arthropoda; Ostracoda; Podocopida; Cyprididae. The record is from the annotation of a GenBank genome assembly.
AGUUCCGAAAAUUUUUCAUUUUUUCUCAACGUACGGUGAAUGUUCAAGAUUUUUCUCGUGGAGAUGCUUUUCCUUCAGUUCUUUGUGAACUACGUGUUCGUGAGAUUGUUUUGGUUGCCAGGUCAAAAUUAAUGUGAAAGAUCAUGGCUGGAGAUGCUGGCUUGAGUGGCGCAGAGCGAGAGCGCCUCAAACAUCAGCAUGGUAUGAUGAAUGUUCAACCUGAUUGGGACUCGGCGUUCAAAGGAAAAGAUGACGCCGUGUGGAUCUCAUUCAAGCCUCGAGGGGAGAAAAGUGUCCAGGGAUUUAUAUCUCGUGAACUUCGCACCUCUACAACAUGGAAGGGAGACGAUAAAUUCAAAGUUUUACGCUGGACACCCGGUAGUUCGUUGAUCGUAGAGUACAUCAAAACUGGAUUGCGAUCGAAAUUUCUCGGAGCACAACGUGUAUUCAGUGGUAUACACUUGAAGAGUGUGAAUAACAUCGAUGUGACGUCAGGAGGUCUUGGAGCGUCUUGCAGCUUUGAAGGAGAAGUUAAAAUAUGGGACACCAUGCGUGGAAUCGAAAGACGAUCACUGGAUGGUCACAUCGAUCUUGUCAGUGUUUGCAAAUUCUUCCCGUCUGGAAUCGUUCUCAUCACUGGAGGUCUUGAUAUGCGGUUGAAGAUCUGGUCUGCGGAAACCGGAGAGAAUGCCGCAACCCUAAGUGGACACACUGGAGGAAUAUCGGCAAUUUCGAUUGUCGAUAAGGGUAGAAACGUGUUGUCAGUUGCUCGAGACGGAAACUGCCGAUUAUGGGAUGUCGGUCAGAGCUCUUGUCUUCACGUAUAUUCAGUUGGCAAAGGAGUAAUCAAUUCCUGCGAUUUGAUGAGUCGCGGAAUGGGGGACUCUGCGUCUGUUUCUGUCCGUGAACGUGAGAUUGGGACGGAAGGAAAGAUUUUGGCUCUCGGAACGGAAACGGGCGAGUUGGCAUUGAUAGAUGUUCGGAGUCGAGAAUUGUCGAUGUCGACGAAGCUGGAAACAGCUGUCAAUUUUGUCAAAUGGACAAAGACGGAGUCUCUUGCUGCGGGAUGCGAGGAUGGUUCCGUUGCCAUUUUUGACGCUAGAAAGCUGAGCGAACCUUCCUGUGUGCUUCAUGAUUCGGCGAGCCCAGUUCUCUCUGCGUUGUCUGUUGGAUCCGAACGAGCUCACGGUGGAGGCGGACUAGUGGUUGGAAGACGCGAUGGCACGUGUUGCGUUUACACUGCUGAAGCGUUGGUGGGGAAAGCGUACGACGGAGACGGAGCAUUGUUUCCCAUGUUCCUUACGGGAUCAGAUUGCGAUCCCAUCUACGGAUUGGCUUCUGCAGAUGGCUGUGAAACAUCAUUGCGAAAAAUGUCUUCGGACGAAGGAAUCAAAGGUUACAUUUCCCCACAUUUCGAUGACAUGGCGGUGACCGAAUGUGUGAACCCGGAUUCAAAUUUUUUUGCAACUGGGAAAUCUUCGGCGGAUGUAGAAGCUGAGGAGGAAGAACUCGGUAAAAUGUGUCGUUUCACGGAAAUCGGGAAAGCCUGCGAGAAGAAUUAUUGUCACAAUCGUCACUUUUUCAUCGAGAAAGAUGUGACGAUAGCGUCGAUUUUCACUCCGGAAAUGUCUCCGAAAUUGCCGGAAAUUUCUUCAGAUUGGAUCGUGACUGUUCUUCACGUCGAGUCGCCCAGAACUGCGUACUUACGUUUUCAUCGGCCUGCGACGAGUGAUCAGCUACAGCUUGGAAUUGUUGAUAUAGCUGGAGAGGAUCCAUUGGAAACUUUGAUGGAGUCAUUGACGGAAACGUACGAUCGUGAUCCUGGUUACCUCAAAGUCGCAGGAAUUCCUAAUCGAGGUGAACUGUUGAUCAUUAAAAACGACGGAAAAAGUUACAAGGGAUUGAAGAACCCGUGGUUGAGAGCGAUUGUGGAAAGCGUUGAAAUGAGUAGUCAAACCAAAUCAGCAAUCUUCAAGGUUCAAUUGCUGGACUACGGAGUUAGGUUGGAAGUGGAGUCCAAGAAUUGCAGAAGAUGGGUCAAGGUGGCAAGCGAGGUUCCGAUUCAAUCUCUAGCAGUUGUUGUUGAUGCCUCGAGUGACGAGAAGUGUAACAAACGUAAUUUAUUUGAUUUUCCGGGUUCGGAAAAUCGUCAUCUUGUUGCCACAGUGUUGGAUAUCAUAUCUGAAGGACCCUAUCACAAGCUGGUGGGAUGUGAAGAUUUCCCCCGAACAAUGUUCAACGAUAAGCAAGUGACGAUAGCCGUCGGUGUGGCUACUGUUUCAGCAAUAUUUUACUUUUUGCACAAACGUCUUCGGUCCAAGAUUCCGACUGAGUGGCGAAAAGUUGGAACUGUCGGCCGAAUUCAUUGUUACCCGGUGAAAUCCUGUGGAGGGAUUUCUCUUCAGUGGGCCGAGUGUCAAAAAUAUGGAAUUGUCUUUGAUGGCGGAAGAGAUCGAGCUUUUGUCAUGCUGGAUAAAAACGGAGAGACGUUGAGUUGUAAAACCUACCCUCGUGCCUGGCUCAUCAAAUUGCUCCGUCGGGGAGAUGUAAUUGCCCUCAGCUGUCCAGAACUUCCCGAUUUGUUCAUAAAUCUCAACGACGUGCUUACGAACAACGUCCGAGCGUCAGUAAAGAUGUUCAAGAGUGAAGCUCCGGGCUUCGACGUUGGAGAUGAAGCUUCCGAAUGGCUGGGGAAGGCCUUGUUGAAGGAUCUUUCCGAAGAACGAAGGAAUGCAGUUGAGCCGUUGCAUUUGGUUUAUAUGCCGGAAAAUCUAAGUCGGAGUAUGAAGCAUCACGAGAAUACUUUAGAUGGAUUCGAUGCAUCUCACAUGAGUAAUUUUUCAGGCGUGACGUCGUACCUAGUUAUCGGUGAUGGAAGCAUAAAUGACUUGAAUUCACGUCUGGAGAAGUCGAUUGAUGAGCGACCAUUCCGUCCAAAUGUGUAUGUUCAUGGCACUGGAGCCUAUGAAGAGAACAAGUGGGAGUACAUCAAAAUCAAAGGUGCUGUUUUUCGGGGAAUGCUUUCGUGCACCCGGUGUCCUAUAGUCAAUUCCGAUCCGGAUCAAGGGUGUUUCCGUGAAGACAGUCCCUUGCAAGUGUUGAAGUCGUUUCGCUCGGAAGAGGAUUCGAAAGUGCUGAAAUUCAAGGAGAAAAACAUCCACGGUCCAAUUGUUGGCCAUUAUUUCCAGCUACUCUGUACGAAUAAAAUGGUGAAUCAUGAAAAUGUGAUGAUAGAGAAAGUAAUGCAACUGAGUCGACUUUUGAACGCGAACUUGAAACCAAAAGAGAUCGAGUGCAUCGUGAAAGUUCUUCAACUCGGAAUCGACCCCGCAGGAGUUGCAGAAGCCAUUAUUUUGCUUCGGAACGUCGCCGGAGAAAAAGAAGCGGAGGCUAACAAACACGAGACAAAUGCCGCUCUGCGUGAAAGAUUGGGCGCGAACGAGGUCAAAAAUAUUAUAGACAACUUGCGAGCCAGGGAAGAGCCUGCGGUGCUGUUGAAAAAGUUUGAAGAUGUCAUGGCGGAUCCAUCUAAAAUGGACGAACUUCCGACUUUGCUGCGGGAUUUACCGAACGAUCUUCACUCGUCACUCGACGUCACCUGCAAAGAACCACGUCUCGUCAAUGCUGUCGGCGUACAGAAAGAAUUCAACUUCCGACCGGAAACAUGCGAACGGCUCGGAUCCGCCUUGGACGGAUUCCUUUCCGAAAAUUUGACGCUUCUCACUGGCCCUCGUUCCUAUGCCUUCAAGAGCCAAUUCGCCGACUUGGAGUCUGCUUUAGUGAGACGUAGUGUGAAGGAAUUGCGGGAACGUGGGUUUCGGUUUGUGUCAGUGCCGGAUGUGAUCCCGCAGCGGGUGGUUACGGGUUGUGGGUUCCCCGUGGAAGGCGAACGAACCCAGGUGUUUUUCGUGAACGCGAAAGACGAGGAUGAGAAGCGGUUGUGCUUAUCUGGCACUGGGGAAAUGGGCAUUGCGUCUUUGCUGGAGAACAAGAUUGUGAAGGGAUCCGAGUUGCCGUUGAAGUUUGCGACUGUUUCGCGUUGUUACCGAGCCGAGGUGUCGGAUUUGAAGCAGGAGAAGGGUUUGUAUCGAGUGCAUCAAUUCACCAAGGUGGAGAUGUUCUGCGUUGGAAGGAACUCUGACGAGUUGCUCGAAUAUAUUCUACAGGUGCAGAAAGAGCUUUUCACUCCUUUGGACCUCCAUUUCAAAGUCCUGGACAUGCCUGCGUGUGAUUUAGGCACUCCAGCCAGUCGCAAGUUCGACAUCGAGGCCUGGAUGCCCGGAAGAAGACGCUACGGGGAGAUCUCUAGUUGCUCCAGUUGCUCGAACUACCAAAGCAGUCGUUUGAACAUAACCGACGAAACCGGCGAGUUGGUGGAGACUGCGAAUGGAACAGCGUGUGCAGUGCCUCGAGUCAUGAUAGCGUUGUGCGAGACCCAUCAAACCCAAGAGGGCUCCGUUCGGGUUCCGGAUGCAUUGGUGCCUUACAUGCCCGGAGGAGCAACAGAGACUUUAUUGGAGAAGCCGGCGUUGAGGUUUAAACAUGUCUGGAUCAAGUCCUUGUCUGGCAAGAAUAAUAGAGAAAGAGCCGAGGCGAGGAGAACGACUGGUGAGGAAGAUGGUGGUCUGGAAGUCAAGCAGCGUAAGCGAGGAGUCAAAGUCGGCUGACAAAAGUUUUAUUAAAAUUCUUUUUUUGGCCUAGUGAAUUAAAAUUUGUUUUAACGUGA